UUUAGACCUUAGACCAAACGGUAUUAAGGUCAAAUGACCACAUUGAGACAAUUUUCCAAGUGCAGGGCAAAUUGAUGCAAUCGAGACUAGAAUGCGGUAAAGUGAUAUCGAACGGGCGAAAAUGGAAUUUCCCAAUACGGAUGAAAUGAAUUCAAAGAGCGUAGAGAAAUAACUUGGGCAAGAAAGUUUGCAAUCUUUUGAUGAACAGCGCAGAGCAGUUCUGCGUCUCACUCUUGAACAACUGCAGAACACUCAGAUCCCUCCAACAUUUCCAUGCCCGCGCCGCCGUAACCGGCCUCGAUUCCGACCCCCUUGUCGCCGGAAAGCUUCUCCUCCACUCCGCCGUUCACCUCUCCGGCGCCCUCGACUACGCUCGCCGCCUCCUUCUUCAUAACCCAUGUCCCGACACCUUCAUGUACAACACCCUCAUUCGCGGCUUCUCCGAUUCCGCAUCCCCCCAGAAUUCAGUAUCCACAUUCUCACUCAUGCUCCAGAAUUUGGAUUCCCCUGUCGACAGCUUCUCUCUGGCCUUCACGCUGAAAUCCGCCGCCAACAUGCGGUGUUUGCGCACCGGGACCCAGCUCCAUUCCCAGGCUCUGACGCGUGGGCUUCAUACCCACCUCUUUGUUGGCACCACAUUGAUCAGUAUGUACGCGGAGUGCGGCUGUGUUGAGUUUGCCCAGAACAUGUUCGACGAAAUUCCCGAACCAAACAUCGUCACGUGGAACGCCCUGGUGACGGCGUUCUUUAGGUGCGUCGAUGUAAAAGGCGCGGAGCGAGUCUUCAAUCUGAUGCCCGCCAAGAACUUGGCGUCUUACAAUCUAAUGCUCGCCGGGUAUACAAAGCUAGGUGAGUUCGAAUUCGCUAGGAAGGUGUUCGACAAAAUGCCAAUAAGAGAUGAAAUAUCUUGGAGCACAAUGAUUGUCGGGUUUGCACAGCACGGGUGUUUCAACGAGGCAUUUGAGUACUUUCGGGAGUUACAUAAAUUAGGGAUAACACCGAACGAGGUGAGCUUGACAGGGGCUCUAUCAGCUUGUGCGCAAGCUGGUGCACUAGAGUUUGCCAAGAUACUACACGGUUAUAUCGAAAAAGUAGGGUUCGUUUGGAUGAUCCCAGUAAAUAACGCACUAACAGAUACUUAUUCCAAGUGCGGGAGCAUAGAUAUGGCUCUUCUGGUAUUUCAGAGAAUGCCGGGUGAAAAGAGCAUCGUUUCUUGGACUUCCAUAAUCGCAGGCCUAGCAAUUCAAGGCUAUGGCGAAGAGGCACUAUCUCUUUUCCACGAGAUGGAAUAUUCCGGAAUCAAACCGGACGGGAUUUUGUUCGUCACAAUCCUCUAUGCAUGCAGCCACUCGGGUUUGGUCGAAAAGGGUGACGAAAUUUUCGACAGAAUGACCAAAAUUUACGGGAUUACCCCUGAAAUCGAACACUAUGGAUGCAUGGUUGACUUGUACGGCCGGGCGGGACAGCUGGCGAAGGCGUACGAUUUCGUGUCCAAAAUGACGAUUUCGCCCAACGCGGUUAUCUGGCGGACACUCCUCGGAGCUUGCAGCUUUCAUGGCGACCUGCAACUGGCGGAGCGAGUCAAGAGAAAGCUAUCCGAGUUGGACCCGAAAAACUCGGGGGACCACGUUUUGCUGUCGAAUAUUUACGCCUUUGCCGGAAAAUGGAAGGAUGUUGCCACUGUGAGAAGAUCAAUGGCCGAGCUUAAGUUGGUCAAGACUCCCGGUUGGAGCAUGAUUGAAGUUGACAAGGUGAUGCAUACCUUUGUGGCGGGUUUUAAGGAAGACGAUGCUGUAAUAAAGGAGGCUUACGAGAAACUGAAGGAGGUCAUGCUGAGAAUUAGGGUUGAAGGAGGGUAUGUUCCGGAAGUUGUUAAUGUUCUGCACGAUAUCGAAGAGGAAGAGAAGGAAGGUUCUGUGAUGGUGCACAGUGAGAAGCUGGCUGUUGCUUUCGGGAUGGGGAGGUUGACCAAGGGUAAAAUCGUCCGAGUUGUGAAGAAUUUGAGGGUUUGCAAAGAUUGUCAUAAUGUAAUGAAACUGAUAUCCGAGGUUUACGGAUUGGAGAUUCUGCUGAGAGAUAGGAGCAGAUUCCACUCAUUCAAGAAUGGGAGUUGCUCCUGUAAAGAUUAUUGGUGAAUAAGUAAAUUUAUAUAAACACUAAUCAAAUAUUAUAUAAGGGUAAAAUCGUCAUUUAUUGAA
Messenger RNA from Erythranthe guttata (spotted monkey flower), 2198 nucleotides. RefSeq names its product Tetratricopeptide repeat (TPR)-like superfamily protein. Gene Ontology annotation, molecular function: protein binding; zinc ion binding; RNA binding. Gene Ontology annotation, biological process: RNA modification. The record is from RefSeq and is a predicted model, not a curated record. NCBI's taxonomy places the organism in Eukaryota, Viridiplantae, Streptophyta, Magnoliopsida, Lamiales, Phrymaceae.